CAGGACGCGCCAGAACCCGGAAGUGCCGGAGCACCGGAAGCGGCAGAAGGCGGAAGUGCCGGCGGGGCGCGAUGGCGGCGGCGGUGUCGGCCCUCAGCAGCCUGGGGGUGCCCGAGGCCGAUGUGGGGAGCGAGGAGGAAGAGGAGGAGGAGCAGGCAGAGCCCGGCCCGGCCGCGGCGAAGGCGGCGGAGCAGAGGCGGGAGGAGCGGCUGCGCCGGUUCCGGGAGCUCCACAUGAAGCGGUACGAGGCCUGCAAGCUGAACAGCCAGGAGGUGGUGGAGGAGGACAAGAGGCUGAAGCUGCCCCCGAACUGGGAAGCUAAAAAGGCUCGGCUGGAGUGGGAGCUGCAGGUGCAGGAGAAGAAGAAGGAAUGUGCAGCCCGGGGUGAGGACUACGAGCGGGUGAAGCUGCUGGAGGUCAGCGCUGAGGACGCCGAGAGGUGGGAGAGGAAGAAGAAGAAGAAAAACCCCGACCUGGGCUUCUCAGACUACGCGGCGGCGCAGCUGCGCCAGUACCAGCGGCUCACCCGGCAGAUCAAGCCCGACCUGGAGCAGUAUGAGAAGCUCAAGGAGCAGCACGGGGAGGCCCUGUACCCCACCUCCAACAGCCUCCUGCACGGCACCCACGUGCCCUCCAAGGAGGGCGUGGACAGGAUGGUGGCAGACCUGGAGAAGCAGAUCGAGAAGAGGGAGAAGUACAGCAGGAGGCGGCCCUACAACGACGACGCCGACAUCGACUACAUCAACGAGAGGAACGCCAAGUUCAACCAGAAGGCUGAGAGGUUCUACGGAAAAUACACAGCUGAGAUCAAACAGAACCUGGAGAGGGGCACGGCCGUGUGAGCCUGCCUGGCACUGCUCAGAGCCUGGGCUGUGUGAGCCUGCCUGGCACUGCCCAGAGCCUGGGCCCUGUGAGCCUGCCUGGCACUGCUCACACAGAGCCUGGAGAGGGGCACGGCCGUGUGAGCCUGCCUGGCACUGCUCAGAGCCUGGGCUGUGUGAGCCUGCCUGGCACUGCUCAGAGCCUGGGCUGUGUGAGCCUGCCUGGCACUGCUCAGAGCCUGGGCUGUGUGAGCCUGCCUGGCACUGCCCAGAGCCUGCCCUGUGUGAGCCUGCCUGGCACUGCUCAGAGCCCGGGCCCUGUGAGCCUGCCUGGCACUGCCCAGAGCCUGGGCUGUGUGAGCCUGCCUGGCACAGCUCAGCUCAAACUGAGCCUGGGCCCUGUGAGCCUGCCUGGCACAGCUCACUCCUGCCUCCUCUGUUGCCAUUUUCUAUUUUAAAUUGUAUCAAAAGUAGAUUUUUGCUGUUGCUGUCUCGUAGUGUGCUGAAGGAUGUACAGAAUUCAGCUGUAAAUAGCUUUGGCUGCAGGAGUAGCCAGGUUCUGCCUUUCAUGCUCUAAAUAAACUCUUUGCUCUAAUGUG
Molecule: messenger RNA, 1420 nt
Organism: Zonotrichia leucophrys gambelii
Lineage: Eukaryota; Metazoa; Chordata; Aves; Passeriformes; Passerellidae
Gene: SYF2
Product: SYF2 pre-mRNA splicing factor
Exons: 7
Coding region: 72-842 (256 amino acids)
Cellular component (GO): Prp19 complex; post-mRNA release spliceosomal complex; catalytic step 2 spliceosome
Source: RefSeq, a predicted model, not a curated record